This is a messenger RNA of Mizuhopecten yessoensis (Yesso scallop), 3369 nucleotides long. RefSeq lists its product as uncharacterized. The coding region runs from base 1 to 3369 and encodes 1122 amino acids. NCBI's taxonomy places the organism in Eukaryota, Metazoa, Mollusca, Bivalvia, Pectinida, Pectinidae. The record is from RefSeq and is a predicted model, not a curated record. The transcript has 7 exons.
AUGGAUGGUGACAAGGACAGCCCCUACCUAACAAACUCUCUGGAUGGUGAUCGGGACAGCCGCUACCUAACGAGCUCUCUGGAUGGUGAUCGGGAACGCCUCUACCUUACAAGCUCUCUGGAUGGUGAUCGGGAAAGCCCCUACCUAACGAGCUAUCUUGAUGACAAUUGGGACAGCCCCUACCUAACAGGCUAUCUGGAUGGUGAUAGGGACAGCCCCUACCUUACAGGCUUUCUGUAUGGUGAUCAGGACAGCCUCUACCUAACAGGCGAGCUGGACAGCCCCUACCUAACAGGCUAUCUGUAUGGUGAUCAGGACAGCCCCUACCUAACAAGCUCUCUGGAUGGUGAUCGGGGCAGCCCUUACCUGACAAGCUCCCAGGAUAGUGCUCGGGACAGCCCCUACCUAACGAGCUCCCUGGAUGGUGAUCGGGACAACCACUAUCAAACAAGCUCUCUGGAUGUCGAUCGGUACAGCCCCUUCCUAAAAAGCUAUCGGGAUAGUGAUCAGGACAGCCCCUACCUAACGAGCUCUCUGGAUAGUGAUCGGGACAGCCGCUAUCUAACGAGCUCUCUGAAUGGUGAUCAGGACAGCUGCUAUCUAACACAAUCUCUGGAUGGUGAUCGGGGCAGCCCUUACCUGACAAGCUUCCAGGAUGGUGAUCGGGACAGCCCCUACCUAACGAGCUCCCUGGAUGGUGAUCGGGACAACCACUAUCCAACAAGCUCUCUGGAUGUCGAUCGGGACAUCCCCUACCUAAAAUGCUUUAUGGAUAGUGAUCGGGACAGCCCCUACCUAACGAGCUCUCUGGAUAGUGAUCAGACAGCCCCUUCCUAUCAAGCUACAUGCUAUCUGGAUAGUGAUCGGGACAGCCCCUACCAAACAAGCUCUCUGUAUGGCGAUCGGGACAGCCCCUACCUAACAGGCUAUCUGGAUGGUGAUCGGGACAGCCCCUAUCUAACAAGCUCUUUGUAUGGCGAUAGGGAUAGCCCCUACCUAACAGGCUAUAUGGAUGGUGAUCAGGACAGCCCCUACCUAACAAACUCUCUGUAUGGUGAUCGGGACAGCCGCUACCUCACGAGCUAUCUGGAUGGUGAUAGGGAUAGCCCCUACCUAACAGGAUAUAUGGAUGGCGAUCAGGACAGCCCCUACCUAACGAGCUCGCUGGAUGGUGAUCGGGACAGUCCCUCCCUAACGAGCUAUCUUGAUGACAAUUGGGACAGCCCCUACCUACCAGGCUAUAUGGAUGGUGCUCAGGACAGACCCUGCCUAAAAAACUCUCUGUAUGUUGAUCGGGACAGCCGCUACCUCAUGGAUGGCGAUAAGGACAGCCUCUACCUAACAAACUCUCUGGAUGGUGAUCGGCACAGCCUCUACCUAACAGGCUAUCUGUAUAGUGAUAGGGACAGCCCCUACCUUACAGGCUUUCUGUAUGGUGAUCAAGACAGCCUCUACCUAACACUCUAUCUGGAUGGUGAUAGGGAUAGCCCCUACCUAACAGGCUCUCUGGAUGGUGAUAGGGACAGCGCCUACCUAACGAGCUCUCUGGCUGCACCAAGCUCUCUGGAUGGUGAUCAGGACAGCCCCUACCUAACGAGCUAUCUGGAUGAUGAUCGGGACAGCCGCUACCUCACGAGCUAUCUGGAUGAUGAUAGGGACAGCCUCUACCUAACGAGCUAUCUGGAUGGUGAUAGGGACAGCCGCUACCUCACGAGCUCUCUGGAAGGUGAUAGGGACAGCCUCUACCUAACGAGCUAUCAUGAUGUUGAUAGGGACAGACCCUACCUAACAGGCUAUCUGUAUGGUGAUAGGGACAGCCCCUACCUCACAGGCUAUCUGUAUGGUGAUCAGGACAGCCACUACCUAACAGGCUAUCUGUAUGGUGAUAGGGACAGCCCCUACCUCACAGGUCAUCUGUAUGGUGAUCAGGACAGCCUCUACCUAACGAGCUAUCUGUAUGGUGAUAGGGACAGCCCCUACCUCACAGGUCAUCUGUAUGGUGAUCAGGACAGCCUCUACCUAACAUUCUCUCUGGCUGGUGAUCAAGAAAGACCCUACCUAACAGGCUAUCUGUAUGGUGAUAGGGACAGCCCCUACCUCACAGGUCAUCUGUAUGGUGAUCAGGACAGCCUCUACCUAACGAGCUAUCUGGAUGGUGAUAGGGACAGCCGCUACCUCACGAGCUCUCUGGAAGGUGAUAGGGACAGCCUCUACCUAACGAGCUAUCAUGAUGUUGAUAGGGACAGACCCUACCUAACAGGCUAUCUGUAUGGUGAUAGGGAUAGCCCCUACCUAACAGGCUAUCUGUAUGGUGAUAGGGACAGCCCCUACCUCACAGGUCAUCUGUAUGGUGAUCAGGACAGCCUCUACCUAACGAGCUAUCUGUAUGGUGAUAGGGACAGCCCCUACCUCACAGGCUAUCUGUAUGGUGAUCAGGACAGCCACUACCUAACAGGCUAUCUGUAUGGUGAUAGGGACAGCCCCUACCUCACAGGUUAUCUGUAUGGUGAUCAGGACAGCCUCUACCUAACAAGGACAGCCCCUACCUCACAGGUCAUCUGUAUGGUGAUCAGGACAGCCUCUACCUUACAAGACAGCCCCUACCUAACGAGCUCUCUGGAUGGUGAUUGGGACAGCCCCUACCUAACGAGCUCCCUGGAUGGUGAUCGGGACAUCCACUAUCCAACAAGCUCUCUGGAUGUCGAUCGGGACAGCCCCUACCUAACGAGCUCCCUGGAUGGUGAUCGGGACAUCCACUAUCCAACAAGCUCUCUGGAUGUCGAUCGGGACAGCCCCUACCUAACGAGCUCGCUGGAUGGCUAUCUGGAUGGUGAUAGGGAAAGCCCCUACCUAACAGGCUAUCUGUAUGGUGAUCAGGACAGCCACUACCUAACAGGCUAUCUGUAUGGUGAUAGGGACAGCCCCUACCUCACAGGCUAUCUGUAUGGUGAUCAGGACAGCCCCUACCUAACAAGCUCUCUGGAUGGUGAUCGGCACAGCCUCUACCUAACGAGCUAUCUGGAUGGUGAUAGGGACAGCCGCUACCUCACGAGCUCUCUGGAUGGUGAUAGGGACAGCCUCUACCUAACGAGCUAUCUUGAUGUUGAUAGGGACAGACCCUACCUAACAGGCUCUCUGGAUGGUGAUCGGCACAGCCUCUACCUAACAAGCUCUCUGGAUGGUGAUAGGGACAGCCUCUACCUAACGAGCUAUCUUGAUGUUGAUAGGGACAGCCCCUACCUAACAGGCUAUCUGGAUGGUGAUUGGGACAGCCCCUACCUAACGAGCUCUCUGGAUGGUGAUAGGGACAACCUCUACCUAACGAGCUAUCUGAAUGGUGAUCAGGACAGCCUCUACCUAACAAGCUAG